Messenger RNA from Lutzomyia longipalpis, 5088 nucleotides. RefSeq lists its product as uncharacterized. Lineage: Eukaryota; Metazoa; Arthropoda; Insecta; Diptera; Psychodidae. The record is from RefSeq and is a predicted model, not a curated record. The transcript is spliced from 4 exons. The coding region runs from base 224 to 583 and encodes 119 amino acids.
AGACUUUUGUUCUUGUUUAUUUUAUUUAAUAAAAAUAUUUGCGUCUAUCGCGAAGAAGUUUAAACUUGACAAUUUUCACGUGGAGAAGCUUCUUAAUAUUUAUACAAAUGUACCAUUAAAAUGUCAAGAAAAUAUCAAUUUUUCAGCUUUAUAUAAAGAUUAUUUCUGUCUUUGAAAUCAUUCUGUUCCCAGUGAAGAAGACAUUAAGUGAAGAUUGUGAAAAAUGUUGAAAUUAUCAAUUAUUUUUGUGAUUUUGGCAGCAAUUUCGAGUGCAUCAGUUGCAAAUCCUAUUGAUGUUCAAGUUGGUGCCAAUGUACAAGUAGUUCCUGAAAUUUCCAACGUUCUCCCGAAUGAUGGCAAUGAUAAGAAAAAUGAGAUUGUUCUCUUUCUCAAGGAAUUGCGUGAUCUGAUUGAUAAGCUCAUUGAAACCUUCUCUGCGCCGGGGGACGUAGACGUUGAUGCUGUUGUAGGUGACUUGUAUAGGGAGACACCUGGACUUCUUGAGAAAAUAGAUCGUGGAAUUUUUGGUGGUUUAUUUGGACAUCUUGGAAUUCUGGGCCAUUUCGGUAAAUCUGGCAAUUAAACUAUACAAUUUUGAUUUCUUCUUUGAGUGUUAAAAUUAAAUAUUAAAGUGCAAUUAAUCAAUUUGACUUCAUCACGAUUCAAUUUCAUGAAAUGUUCUUAAUUACUAAAACUGUUUUAAAAAUAAUUCUAAAUUGGUAAUUUUUUUUAUUUUCGGUAUUUUUCAUUUCUAGAAAAAAGAAUAGAAUGAAUUGAAAUUGUAAAAAAAACCAAUAUAAAUUGUAUAUCUUUUUAACGAUAAAGUGUUAAAGAAUCUUUGAAGCUUUAUUUUUUUGAAUUUUUCUUUUUUUAAAUAAAUUCUUGGACUAGUUUACAUAUAACUUCAUUUGUCUUUGAAAGUUUUCUCUUUCGGUGGAAUAAAAAACUUGUGCCAAAGUAGCGCCUGAAUUGUAUUUUGAGAUGAAGAUUGGCCGAUUGAGUGCCUAAUGGUGGGUGCUUCUUUUCUCAUUGCUUCAGUGAAACGAUAUGUGCGACAGUUUCAGCACAAAUAGGGAAGCAUCGCGCGCGGUGUAUUUAUGCUUGUUAAUGGGACCCUCUCUGCAUGUUGCUUGGGUUAUAUUGUUGAGAGAGCACGAUAUGAAUAAUUUAUGGGGAACGUGCAAAAGGUUUGUUGCUCUCUAUAGCAAAGAGAAUCUUCUGCCGCAAUAGCAUGGAUCACACGAUGUUAACACCAAGAUAAGAUGUUGCUGUUCCGCGAUGCCGAUGAAAGAGUGAUUCAUUUUGCAUCACACCUUUUGGCCCAAUUUGUGAGGGAUUUUCAGCAUGAGAACUUUCCCAAGUAGAUGUGCCUCAAAAUUCCCAUUUGAAUGCAAAAUAAAAAAAUUCUGCACGAGGAAAUUAACCCAAAAAAUGGGAAAUUUGCAUGCAAAAAUGGGGGUGAAAGUGAAAUUUCGAUGUGCAAAAUUUACGAUUUUGCACCCGAAAUGUCCGCAAUUAAUUGAUUAGUUCCAUUUUAUUUCAGCAGAGACAUCGCCAUUCUGGCUGUAAAAGCUCAGAAGAUAAUUUAUGGGAAUUAUUCAUUGAAUUACAUUUAUUCUAAUUCACUUGAUACAUAAGCGUGAGAGAGAAAAUACACGCGAAGCUGCUAAUAAGACGCGGAAUUUAAUCAUAAAUUCACAACUAGCAAAAGCUCUCAGAGCAGACAAUUCCGCGCACCGUAUCAAAAUCCAAUCACGCGAAUUAACUCUCAAGUCAUUUUGUAUGUGAAUUUUAAUCGUGCAGAAUUGAUCAAUUUCUGUUGCUUUGAGCAUCAACACAACAACCAGCAAAUUGCCAAUGAAACAGCCCAUUCAUAAAACAUGAAAGGCCACAUUUGCAGCGAAAAUUUUCGUUUACAAAGAAUAAAAUGCCCCGAAAGAAAGCACACGAGCCACCCAAUUGCCCUUUGUAGAGUUCAACAAUGUACCGAGACACCUCAAUAGACCUUUGCAUGUUCCCCCAUUGUCCGGGAAAGAAAUCAAUUUUAUUACAAAACACAACCCAAAAUCAUUUGUGAUUCAAAAGAUUCGGAGAAAUUUUUUUUCAUUAUUUCUUUCCACAAGCCAUCGGUCAAAAUAAGAUCAAGAUCAAUUCAUUAGUGUCAUGGGCUCUUGUUGGCACAAAGUUUCCGCUUAAUGCUCUGCAGCUUUGUGCGCGCGAUCACACUGCCAUUGGAGAAGAUGGGUAGGGCUUGAACCCAGAGAAGCGGAUUAAUUCAAUUACACCACAUGGUGGCGCACAAAAAAUGAAUUGGAAGAUGAAUGCGACAGCUUAAAGCAAUCAAAUAGCCAUAAGACUAUAAAGUGCACUGAGAGAAAAUUUUUUUGACUCACUCACUAAGACUGGCCGAAACGUGCUCAUUUUUGGCUUAAAAGAUGGAAGAUAGUUUGAGACUCAAACAUUUCUGCUAAAUAUCAAAUUAAAGUUUUAAUCAAAUGAAUUUCCGUCAGCGAUAAUUUCGUAUAAAAGGUCUAAAAGUUUAGACAAAAAUUCAAAUUAUAUUUUAAUUUAACAAAUUCUUUAGACUUUUAGGUUAUUCAUCAAGUAUUUUUUACAAGUUAGACAUGUCUAAAAAGACAUUUUUUGUUGUUAAUUAGGUGGAACAAUUUUCGUCGAAAACGAAUAUGCAUUGCUAUGAAGUCCAGAUAAUUAAAUAAGUAAGAGUUAAAGAAAAUUAAAGAUCAUAAUAAAAAAAAUUAAAAAAAAAAAAAAAACAAACAAAAAAAUAAUAGAAUGUUGUAUUUAAUUUUUUCGUCUAAAAUUUCUCGACGAAUUCAACUUUAAUUGUUGAAAAAUGUAAAGUAAAAUAUUAUUAGCAAAUAUACUACAAUUAUUUUGUCCAAACAAUUCAAUACUAUUUUUCAAUAAGUUAAGAAAGGAAAACAAACUGGUAUAAUUUUAGACGACUUUACUAAUUUUGAAAGAAAAUCAUCUCAAUUUUUUUUAAACGAAUCCUCCAUGGAUAUAUCACUGGAAAAAUUUUAUAAUCUCUCUCAAACAUUAAACGAAAUUUAGACGAGUUCGAUUUGCUGAUGAAAAAUCCAUUUCUGUUCAAUAAUUUCUAUCAGUGCACCCAAAGCACAGAAAGGAAUUCUUAUAAGCAAUGAUGGUGUCCAACUUUCUUCUUACUGCUCGAUGUUUUUGCACCUUCCGAAAAAUCGCUUAAUUGAUUUCCUCACUGGGUGAGGAGAUUUCAAUUGAGGUGAGAGAUUUUUACGACAAGAAGACAAGAGUGGUGUGUGGAAGAGAAGAAAAAAAAGAACGACCAGUACUAAAAUUUAAAUGUUCUCCGCCCGAAAAAAAAGGGAGCUUUCGUUUAUUGUGGGCUUGUCAGAAGUGGAAGCGGAAUGUAAGAAAAGACGACCUCUUGUCUUUUAUUUUUUACGCUCUCGAUGGCUUCUUUUUAUCAUCUCGAUAAUAUUGUAGGAGAACAACAAAACAAAAAAAAUUCCAAAGCGUUUGGUGUGGAAAAAAACACAAAGUUCCCAUGGAGUGGGCACGGAAAUAAAAGAUGCACCACACAAUUACUUUCAUUAUUCCUUCUCUUUGCUCUCUUGGAAUGAAAUUAAAUUGAAAUUACGUUCACUUGAAUGAAAUGGAAACUGCGGUGGUUUUUUUUACAUGUGGUUUCAUUGCACUUUUCAGCACAAUCACUGCGCGCGAUUUGGGAUGGUCUACUCGAGUGAGUUUUGUUCUUGGUCUCGUUUGGAUGGAUUCUCUCUCCGUUUGCAGCUGAUGGGGCUUUUCAGUGGGAAAGUAAAGUGAACUCGGUACAAGCUGAUUGGAUUUCUCUAAAUUCAACUUCUUAAAUUACAUUUAAAUUAAUGAGAAAAAAUACUUUUUGUGAUUUUCUUUUAAACUGAAAAUACGUUUCGGAAAUUUUUGUAUCCUUUUUCAGGUAGUAAAAUUUUUUUAGCUGUGAUUCUUUCGAUUUUUAAUCAUAAAAGGCGUAGAAUCGGAAGAAAUAUUUGAAAUCCUAGAAUUGUCUGUUAUCAACAAAUUCAUUAAAAAAUAAAUCAAAUUUAAAUCUCUUUAAAAAAAAUAAGCUUUACUCAACGAAGCACAGUUUCUGUAUAAUGUAUAAUUAAAUAAUUAAAUAAUUUUAUAAUUAAAAGUAUUUAAAAAUAAAAAAAUUAAAAUGAUAAGAAAAUUAAAUGCGUAUUAUUACUGGAGAAUUGUUUUUGCUCACAAAAGACGUUAUGCACGGUUACUAUUACAAUUUAGACAAUGCUUUUAGAACAAAACAUUUAAUGUUAGAAUUUUUUAUUUAAAAUAGUCAUUAAGAACUUUAUACGAAUUUUAUAAAGUCUUUUCUUUAUUCUAUCACAAUGCUAUAUUUUAAUUUUAAAUGAAAACGGCACAACGUCCUUUUGCAAAUUAAUUUAAUUCCACAAGCACUUGCAAAAUUUUUCAGGAGAGAUUUCCCUUUAAAAAUUGAGUGAAAAAAAAUACACAAAUGUAGCACAAAAAACUGCGGGUCUUCACAAUCAUCCACAAAUCAUUCACAAUCACGAGCAUAGAACCAUUACCAAAUUAGCAAGAAGCGAAACAGCAAAAGGAGUGUUGAAUGAAAAUUUGUACCAUUUUUUGCUGCAAUCGCCGUGCAAAGAAUAAUCCAGACUGAAGAGUGUUUUCAGGUGUAAUCCAAAAAAAAAUGUGUUGGGUUGUAUGUGCCUCCCAGUGAGUGCGCUAAUCGAAUUAUUUCACACAAUUUGCAAUUAUACGGGCGAUGUUGCGAAAAGAAAUUUAAAACAAGAAGAAAAAAACAGAACACAAACACUCUUUUUUCUAUAUUUUUUUCGUAUGGCUCUUUACGCGGUAAUCAAACCAUUUCACACGCACGGAAAAAUGUUUGCGGACACCGCCAGUGUGUCUUCCUCGUAACGACUCUCGAGUCCAAUUGCGCUCACGAUGGUUUGCUUUUUGUAUGUUUUUCUUGUAUAUUUGUAUGUCUUUUUUCUUUCUUAAAUUGAAACCACUCUCACACCGGAGGAACACCUUUUCUACGUUCCACUUUGGCCGAAGAAA